AUGAGCACAAAGGCCCCGAAGUUGUUCAACAAAUGGUCGUUUGAGAAUCUCCAGACGACGGAGAUUGCUCUUAGCGACCACAUUUCGAAGACUGCAACGUAUGUGCCGCACUCCGCAGGCCGCUGGCAGAAAAAGCGUUUUCGCAAAGCCCGCAUCCCUAUUGUGGAACGCCUGACAAACGGCCUAAUGUUUAAGGGUCGCGGCAACGGCAAGAAGCUCCAGGCCGUGCGCCUUGUAAAGCACACACUUGAGAUCAUCCACUUGCUGACUGACCAGAACCCCCUCCAGGUGGUGAUUGAUGCCGUGUCGAAGGGUGCGCCUCGUGAGGACUCGACUCGUGUUGGUUCCGGCGGUGUGGUGCGUCGCCAGGCCGUUGACGUGUCGCCAAUGCGUCGUGUGAACGAGGCGAUCUACCUCAUGUGCAAGGGUGCUCGCGAGGCCGCGUUUCGCAACCUCAAGACGCUUCCUGAGUGCCUUGCCGACGAGAUUGUGAACGCAUCGAAGGGAAGCUCUAACUCCUACGCCAUCAAGAAGAAGGAUGAGGUGGAGCGUGUUGCCAAGGCCAACCGGUAA
Messenger RNA from Trypanosoma rangeli, 573 nucleotides. RefSeq names its product 40S ribosomal protein S5. NCBI's taxonomy places the organism in Eukaryota, Euglenozoa, Kinetoplastea, Trypanosomatida, Trypanosomatidae. The coding region runs from base 1 to 573 and encodes 190 amino acids. The record is from RefSeq and is a predicted model, not a curated record. Gene Ontology annotation, cellular component: cytosolic small ribosomal subunit; ribosome. Gene Ontology annotation, molecular function: rRNA binding; mRNA binding; structural constituent of ribosome. The transcript has a single exon. Gene Ontology annotation, biological process: translation; ribosomal small subunit assembly.